UUCAUGUUGGUCUCAACACAGAAGAAGUUAGCAGAGAAAAUCAAGCACAAGCUAAAAGACUAACAGGAAAAAAAAAUGGAAGAUUAUUAUUAUCGGGUGUCAUGGAAAGCAGAAAGAGAUUGAAUGUUGCACUGGAUUGGUUUCGUUGA
Entrophospora candida is the source of this 149-nucleotide messenger RNA. NCBI's taxonomy places the organism in Eukaryota, Fungi, Glomeromycota, Glomeromycetes, Entrophosporales, Entrophosporaceae. The record is from the annotation of a GenBank genome assembly.